GUUCCGGACUGUCCCGUGUGACGUGGCUGCACGCCGGGGGUGGCUCCGGGCCGGGGGCCUAGUGGCGGGGCCGGGCGAGGCAGAAGCGGGGCGGGGCGCCGAGCCUGCAGCUGGAUGGCCGGGCCCGCCCGGAGCGCUGCAGCUGCCGCCGCCGCCACCUCUGCCACCGCACGCAGCUGGCAUGCCUGGAUGUUCCUGCCCUGGCUAUGGGAUGGCAGGCCAAAAGGUCCUCUUCCUCACUGUCCUUGCCCUGGAGCUCCUGAGAAGGGUUGGAGGUUCUCAGCCAGCCCUCCGGAGCCUGGGGGCUGCAGCUGCCUGUCGCCUGGAUGAUAAAGAAAGCGAGUCUUGGGGUACUUUGCUGAGUGGGGAGCGACUGGACACCUGGAUCUGCUCCCUCUUGGGCUCCUUUGUGGUUGGACUCAGUGGAGUUUUCCCCUUGCUGGUCAUUCCCCUGGAGAUGGGGACCAUGUUGCACUCAGAAGCUGGAGCCUGGCGUCUGAAGCAGCUGCUCAGCUUUGCCUUGGGUGGACUCUUGGGCAAUGUGUUUCUGCACCUGCUGCCAGAGGCAUGGGCCUACACCUGUCGCAUCAGCCCCGGUGGUGAAGGACAGAGUCUGCAGCAGCAGCAACAGCUGGGGCUAUGGGUCAUUGCUGGCUUCCUGACUUUUCUGGCAUUGGAGAAGAUGUUCCUGAACAGCAAGGAGAAGGAGGGCCCCAGCCAGGCCCCCAGCAAAGACCCCACUGCUGCCGCGCUCAAUGGAGGCCACUGUCUGGCCCAGCCGGCUGCAGAGCCCGGCCAGAGAGCCGUGGUCCGGAACCUCAAAGUCAGCGGCUAUCUCAACCUGCUGGCCAACACCAUAGACAACUUCACUCAUGGGCUGGCUGUGGCCGCCAGCUUCCUUGUGAGCAAAAAGAUUGGGCUUCUAACCACCAUGGCCAUCCUCCUGCAUGAGAUCCCCCAUGAGGUGGGUGACUUUGCUAUCCUGCUCCGAGCUGGCUUUGACCGAUGGACUGCAGCCAAGCUACAGUUCUCUACAGCCCUGGGAGGCCUUCUGGGGGCCUGCUUUGCCAUCUGCACACAGUCCCCCAAAGGAGUAGGGGAGACAGUGGUCUGGACCCUGCCCUUUACCUCUGGAGGCUUUCUCUAUAUUGCCCUGGUCAAUGUGUUGCCCGACCUCUUAGAAGAAAAUGACCCGUGGCACUCCCUGCAGCAGGUGCUGCUGCUCUGCUCCGGCAUCGUGGUCAUGGUGCUGCUUUCAUUCUUCGUUGAGUAACCAUUCCUGACAUCCCAUUCCGCAUAGCAAGCAAUAGAGAACCAACUUGCUCUGUGACUUUGUGUGUGAGAGGCAGAGGGUGAAUGCUAGAACCAGCCUUGCACAGGACAGAGAGGGUGUGCACAUACAGUCAGAUGUGUGCAGGAGACCGACACUGUGACCCCUGUGUGCAGAGCCCAGCCAGCCCACUGUCAUCUAGCAGCAAGGAAUGGCAGCGCUGGUGCCGGCACAGGCCUCACUUCUCGCAAGAGUCCAGGGCUACAGAGAACCCUGGAAUUGUCCCCCUGGGCCUCUAACUCAAGACUAAUUAAAGCUCUGCUCACAUAUCCAGGUCCCAAGCACCUUAGAGGAGGCUGCACUGCUCUUUGCUGUCCAUUUUCCCAGCCCUUCCUAUACCACCUCUACAGCCAAAGAAAGGGGAGGUGGGUGCUUUGCAGCCCCAGCCCCACUCAGCACUGAGCAGGCAGCCUCUCCAGGACCUCCUCCUAGGGGCUGCCACCCUGGCCAGCUCAUGUUUCCCCACAAACGCUGUCAAACAGCAGUCUGCAAGGCACCGCGCAAUCCUCAAGCUAGCGGUCUCCCAGUGCAGCUCCAAAUGCUCCUGCCAGCACACGCUUCAGCAGACAUGCCUGGGAGGGAGAAUGAGCCUUGCUGCCCUUCCCUGCUCAGGCCCCUUGUCCUUUGGGUUGAGUAAGGUGGGGGUGGUGAGGGCUCCACAUUGUCAGUGCUCAGGAAUGUGAACUGGGAGAAUGCUGAAGCCAUAAUCCCCAACUGUUUCCCUUGGCUGACAUCCAGGUACUCAGCUGGCCACUCAACAGCCAGACUUCAGCCUUGCUGCUGUGGUGUUAGAGAAGUGGCCACUGAAGAGUCUGAAUGAUUCCGUAGCAGUUACGCUGUGGUUCAUCUUUAUCUGUAAAUACCUGUUCUAUAGAUGUAAAUAAAUAUUACCUAGACCACUCCCUGUUCCACAUAUUAGGGCGGUCAAGCAGAGCUCUGCUCAGUGCUCUGGCAGAUCCAUCGUUACCUUGCUGUGCAUCUCUGAAGAUUUCCUAUUUCCCCGCCCAGUUUCACUGUUAACCUUUCAGCCCAGGAAUGCUUGAGCCUUCGUCACCAUCACCUGAUCUUAUUUAUUCCCUGAUCCCCCUUAGUAAUUCUUAUCAAGGGAUCAGGACCAUCAAGUCAUCUCCAGCUUUGACUUCACACUGUAAUCUCAGCAUCCAGGAAUGGUAGCAGAAGGAUCUGGAGUUAAAAGGCCAGCCUAGGCUACGUGAAACCACCAUUUUGGAAAACAAGGGGGAAAAAAAGGAAGGCAUAGGAAGAGCAUAGGAUAUGGUAGUACAUGAGGUAGAACAAUCAAUUCCAGGCCAGCUUGGGCUACAUAAGGCCCUGUCUCACUUGACCCUCCCCAAAGCACCCACCUCCCAAAUACAGGCAGGAGGAAAAAGGGUCCUUACCAGUCCCCCUUCCUGACUGCACCAUCACCAUAACACAGCAAGGGGCACUGCUUCUCCAUCCAACCCACUUUCCUCCCUAAGCUACCAGGCAGCCUUCAGCAGCACCCCUGGGUGGGAUAAAUCAGUCAUCUGUGCUGAGUCUAGUGCAAGCAGGUGGGACACCAAAUCAGCUACCUCCUUAGCUGGGAAUGCCCAGCUGUCAGUGUUCCGGCAUCACAUCCGUCAGAGAUCUGGUCUACAUGGCUGACUUCCAGGGACCUCAGGACAGAAAGGUCCAAGCCCGUUGUCUUUCCUCUCAGCAAGUGCUCAGGGCAGAGCUGUGGUGUGAAGCCCAGCUGGGAGGCUGACAAACACAAGUAUCACCAUUCACCACUGCACUCAGCUCUGGGGGUUUGAAGGGCUCUGCUGUACUGAGGAAGCCAGGUGAUGGUGGAGCCUACACCAUGGCCAAGAACACAUUCUCUCUGGUUAGAAAGGAAGAGGGGGCACCUAAGCCCAGGCCAGAGGACAAAAUCAGAAGCCCUCAAGACAUAAUCAAACCACAAUCAACAGGCAGCAUGCAAAGCUCAGCGAGCCCGUGGAUAGGGUCAUACUGAGGAGAGCUGGCAAGGUGGAGCUUGCUGGAAUCAUGUCCUCUGGGAAGAGCAAGGGGAAGAAAAGAAAGUGCCAAGGAAUUUUUGCCCCUUUUUGGCAAAAAAGUGGAAUUUUGAGGAUUAACAGCUUUGAAGGGCCAUUCAGGGCUGCCAAAACAACUCACUGAAAAGAUGAGUGAUGGGCCAAACAAGGUGGCAUUUGCCUUUAAUCCUAACAUUCUCGACUAAUCUCAGAGGCCACAAGCAACUGAGUUCAAGACUUCAUAG
Molecule: messenger RNA, 3587 nt
Organism: Chionomys nivalis (European snow vole)
Lineage: Eukaryota; Metazoa; Chordata; Mammalia; Rodentia; Cricetidae
Gene: Slc39a13
Product: solute carrier family 39 member 13
Exons: 10
Coding region: 182-1273 (363 amino acids)
Biological process (GO): intracellular zinc ion homeostasis; zinc ion transmembrane transport
Cellular component (GO): membrane
Molecular function (GO): zinc ion transmembrane transporter activity
Source: RefSeq, a predicted model, not a curated record